Messenger RNA from Eruca vesicaria subsp. sativa (arugula), 1783 nucleotides. NCBI's taxonomy places the organism in Eukaryota, Viridiplantae, Streptophyta, Magnoliopsida, Brassicales, Brassicaceae. The record is from the annotation of a GenBank genome assembly.
UUAGUUAAAAGCAAGCCUUAAAAGCUUUAUUGUUCAUGUUUGAAACGAACAAGAACAAAAGUCUCUGGUUCUUAUGUUCAGCUUUCAAACAAACAAUCUCUCUCUCUCUCUCUCUCUUGGGCUUUGGGUCUUAUUAUUACUAUUGAUCUUUCCAUAAGCAAAAGCUUGUCUCUUGGGUUGAAGCCAACCAAGAAAGCUUAACUUAAAUAGUUAAUAGAAUUUUAUAUGGGUUUUAAGAGUUUCUUGGAUGUUUCUGCUUGUGCUAGUUUUAUUACUGAUGAUGAUGAACAAAGAUAUGUUAUUUCAUCAUCAACAACAACAAGUGGAGGAAAACAUGUCAAAUCUAACAUCAGCUUCAGGAGAUCAAGCAAGUGUGUCUUCAGGAAACAGAACUGAAACUAGUGGCUCCAACUUUCACUACAACAUUAAUCCAAAUCAGCAACAAGAAGAACAGUGUCUUGUUCCACAAUCAUCUCAAAAGAAGAAGAGAAACCAACCAGGCAAUCCAGACCCAGAAGCAGAAGUGAUGGCCUUAUCACCAAAAACACUAAUGGCUACAAACAGGUUCAUAUGCGAGAUCUGUAACAAAGGGUUUCAAAGAGACCAAAACUUGCAGCUUCACAAGAGAGGACACAAUCUACCAUGGAAGCUUAAACAAAGAUCGCCUAAAGACGUGAUAAGGAAGAAAGUCUAUGUCUGUCCUGAGCCAAACUGUGUCCAUCAUCAUCCAUCUAGAGCUCUAGGAGACUUAACAGGAAUCAAGAAGCAUUUCUUCAGAAAACAUGGCGAGAAAAAAUGGAAAUGCGAUAAGUGUUCGAAGAAGUAUGCGGUGCAAUCAGAUUGGAAGGCUCAUGCUAAGACUUGUGGCACUAAAGAAUACAAAUGCGAUUGUGGAACUCUCUUUUCUAGGAGGGAUAGUUUCAUAACUCAUAGAGCAUUUUGUGAUGCAUUAGCAGAAGAGAGUGCAAGGGCCAUAUCAAACCCUAUUCUCAUCCAAUCUUCUUCGCCUGCUCCUCAUCAAACUCAACACAACAUCAGUUUCUCUUCUUCCUCCCAAAACAUCAUCAGCAACAACAAUGUCCAUGGUCAUGACCUUCCUAUGAAGCAAGAAGAACCACAACAUCACUUCCAAAACAUCCCUCCUUGGCUCAUCUCAUCAAACAGCCCUAACCCUAAUGGCAACUACUUCCCUCUCUCUUCUUCUUCUGCAGCCACCGGAAGAUCCAACUUCCACCACCCAUCUCCAGCAAUGUCGGCCACAGCUUUGCUCCAGAAAGCUGCUCAAAUGGGUCCCUCAAAGUCAACACCUACUCCAGAGGAAGAAGAGAAGUCAGCGUUAAGGUCAAGCGCCUAUAAUAACCUGAUCACUACUACAAUGGCCUCAGCGAUGAUGACGUCACCAUCAGAACAUGGAUUCGGGUUUCAAGACUACUAUAUGAUGAAUCAUCAUCCUCAUCCUCACCACGGCGUUGGAGAAGCAUUCGAAGGUGGUUUUAUCGCCGGAAACGAGAAGAAUGAUGUAGGGGACAAUGGUGGAGGAGAGACUAGAGAUUUCUUGGGGUUAAGAUCGUUCAUGUCUCAUAAUGAGAUUCUAAGUUUCGCUAAUAAUCUUGGCAACUGUAUCAACACUUCUGCUUCAGAGCAAGAACAGCGAUACAGCCAUCAAGAUUAGGUAGUAGGUCGCUAGCAUAUGUAUAGAGAUUUUUAUAUAAAGUUUUAAAAUAUGUAUGUUUUAAGAGUUUUCGGAAAGAUAUCAUCUUGGUGCAAGCAAUUUUAUACCCCC